Drosophila ficusphila is the source of this 1996-nucleotide messenger RNA. RefSeq lists its product as uncharacterized. NCBI's taxonomy places the organism in Eukaryota, Metazoa, Arthropoda, Insecta, Diptera, Drosophilidae. The record is from RefSeq and is a predicted model, not a curated record. Gene Ontology annotation, molecular function: zinc ion binding; ubiquitin protein ligase activity; ubiquitin conjugating enzyme binding. The coding region runs from base 29 to 1900 and encodes 623 amino acids. The transcript has 3 exons. Gene Ontology annotation, biological process: multicellular organism development; proteasome-mediated ubiquitin-dependent protein catabolic process. Gene Ontology annotation, cellular component: cytoplasm.
CAACACACACGCAACAAAGCUCUGAAAAAUGUCCGCGCUGGCCAACGGAGGACAGGCGGAGGAUCUGAAGAUCCUGGGCCAGUUGAAGAGCAUCGAGCAGAUCAACGAGCAGCGCCGCCUCUUUCUGAGCAGCACGAUCAACGAGGAGGCGUCGGAAGGCCCAAAUGGUGAGAGCAGCCCGGAGGAGAGCCUGGAGAAGGGUCUAAAGCAACUGGAGGCGGGCGAAGUGCCCGAGGAGGUGGCCCCGGCGACGCAGCAGCAGGAAAAGUCGCCCGAGCAGGCGGAGCAGCCGAAGCCCCAGCCCCCAAGCACGCUCACCCUAAACGUGAAGUACGCCACGCUGCCGAGUCCGAGUGUGGUGGCCUUGCGAUCGCCGCUCUCGCCGCCCCCCAAGCCGCCCAUGCUGGGCCGCACCCGAAGCAUAGGCUCCGGCGACGGCAAGAGUCCCGUGGGCAACGGCGCACCCAGGCCCGACGGCCCCCUGAUCCGACAGAGCUUCCCCGAGGGCGUGAUCCUGGCUGCACCGAGCGCCCCGACCGCGCCGCCAGUUACCGCGGCCGAAGAAGCGCCGGCCACUGUGUCUGCCCGCCACUACGAGGGACUCAUCGAAGAGCUGCGCUGCCCCGGCUGCGCUGGCGCCAUGAAGGCGCCCAUCCUGCUCUGCAAGAGCGGGCACAGCGUCUGCGAGCAGUGCACCCGCAUCCUGCUCAUGUGCCCACUGUGCAAGGAGGCCUUCACCUCCUCCCGAUCGCUGACUGUGGAGGCGCUCUGCGCGAAGGCGCACUUCCGGUGCGGCCACGCCGCCGGCGGGUGCCAGGUGCGGAUGCCGGUGGUCCUGCUGCCGUGGCACGAGCAGCAGUGCAUGUACAAGCCGAUGAAGUGCUUCAUGGGGCGCGUGUGGGGCGACUGCCGCUGGCAGGGCCGCGAGGUGCAGUGGAAGGAGCACCUGGAAGAGCAGCACGCGGACCGUCUGUUCCGCGCCAGCAGCGCGCACCUCGAGUGGAACCUGGGCACGCGUCGGAAGCCGCUCACCGGCUACUACGUCUUCCAGGCGCACGACGAGAUGUUCAACUUCUACGAGAUACACGACCACCAGCGCAUCCUGUUCACCAUGACCUGCACCUCGAACCGGCGGGACAGCAAAUACAACUACGCCUUUGAGGUGGCCAUGCUCCAGCCGGACAACGAGGCGAUGUCCAUGACCCAGAAGUUCCCCGUGCACAGCGAGUACGACAAGGACAUCCUGAUGGAGGGCACUUGCGUCAGCAUCCCGCUGGCCGAGCUCAGCCGCUUCCUGGACCCCGAUAAGGUUCUUCACUAUCGCGUGAGUGUGGUGGCGGUCAAGUCGCCGCGCCGCGCGAAACCUCCCCGCCAGAGUCUGCCUCAGCCUGCGGACCUCGAGCAGACCGCCAAUGGCGGGGGCAACGGCAAGAGCGUGCCGACCAGCAUGAUAAUCACGCGCACAUACAAGGAGGCCAUCGGCGAGGCAGCCGCGGAUAGCAGGGCCGAGGCAGCCGCUCCGGACUCGGAGGAGGACGCGGCUGCCGGCGGCGGUGGGGCUGAUGGGAGCGGAGCGCCGGAACUCGUGCGGAAGUGGGGCACGCCGCAACUGCACUUCAACCGGAAGUAUCUGCGAAACACGCUGAACGACUCCUCGCCUCUGGAGGACGAGCUACGUCCUCUGGCCGCGGAUCUGCGAAACGGACACGGCGACGACAAGCUGUCCCAGUGCAGCAACAGUACGAGCUAUACGAAAAAGGUGUCCGACUCGCUGCGGCGGAGCUUCCGGGCCCUCAAGGCGGACAUUGUGGAGAUGCGGCCGUUCAGCCGGAAGGCGGGCAAGUCGGGAUCCUCCUCUCCGACCUCUCCGAUCUCUCCGGCCCAGACCAAUGGCAACUAGUGGAUCCACGGGUGUUUUUCCUUUGUAUUUCCUAUUACUCCUUAAAAUGUUCUAAAACUUGAAGCAUGUAAAUACAUAUAUAUUGUUUUUAAUCCA